Messenger RNA from Geodia barretti, 5170 nucleotides. The record is from the annotation of a GenBank genome assembly. Lineage: Eukaryota; Metazoa; Porifera; Demospongiae; Tetractinellida; Geodiidae.
ACGCCACACCUUACGAUAAUAAAACAAGGAAGAAGAAGCGGAGAAAGUCAUCUAAAAGCGCCAUGAGUUUCUUCCACAAGAAAAGAACCUCCACGAAAGUAAAUGCGGCUAACGUCCACAUGACAGAGGCCGAGGCUGCGCUGGCCCAGAGCGACUUCAACAUCGACAAGAUCCUCGACAUUCAAAACAAGUUCACGGGAGGAGCGGCGCUCCAGGUCCCUGGACGGAUAUUCAUCCGCGAAGGUAUGCUCUGGAAAGUCUGUAGGAAGGGCCCAAAGAAACGCCAGUUCUUUCUCUUCAACGAUAUCCUGGUGUAUGGGUCGGUAGUGGCUGGUCGCUACAGCAACCAGCAUAUUCUUCCCCUGGCUCACAUGGUGGUCAGUGGGGAUCCGAGCUACCAGCCAGAGACGAAUACGACAUUCAAUAUUGAAGCGCUCGACGAACAACUGGACGUGCACAAUGCAUUCCAGAUAAGUCACGCGGACAAGUCGUUUCACGUGUUUUCCCUGUCGCAAGCAGACAAGGCCAACUGGUUGGCAAACCUUCAGAAACACAUCAACAAGGUGGCAUUAGUAGGAGGCAACCAAAUGGUGUCUCCUCGUGCAGUGUGGGUCCCGGACUCCCACAGCAAAGAGUGCAUGAUCUGUGGACUCAAGUUCAGUGCCUUCAACCGCAAGCACCACUGUCGACAGUGCGGUCGCGUCGUCUGCUCGUCUUGUUCCCCUCACCGAGUCAUCAUCGAUCCUCAGACAGACGGUAAACCGGAGAGGGCAUGCAGCGAGUGCGCCAAGGACGUAACACCCGUCAAGAGCAAAGGAAGUCCAGAGUUGAACGCCAAGUCUCAACCAGCUGCAGUGGUAGCGGCACAGGUUGUGUCCAACAUUGUGCGACAGAACAGUGGGGAUCACCAGUCACUCCGGCGACAGACGGACCAGUUUCCACGGCAACGGAGAGACAGCACGGACACGGAGGACAGCGAUGACUCGGAGAGUGAACAGGGCACACCCCCUUCCAAGAAGAAACCAACACCAACUCCGAGACGAGCUCAGUCAGAAUCUUCAAAACACGGAGUCUCAGUGAUGACAUCAUCAUCUGGCCCCCCGCAGCGACCCCCUCCGUUUGCCUCCUCGUCAUCAGUCAGACGACCCCCGCCUCCAAAUCCGAGCCCCGACCCCCCAGUUUCCCCCUCCCCGCCUUCUUCUUUUUCUUCGCAGAAAGGGUCCCCGAAGCCGAAACCACGCACAAGAAGACCAGACGAAACGACGUCGUCUCCUUUAGAAGUAGGAGCGAAGGAGGUAGUAAUAGUUCCUUCGGAAGAACCGCAGCCCACGCCACCUCCGCGGAAGAGAAAGAAGGCAAAGUUGAAGCAACAGAUUGAGCAGCAACUUCAGCAUCAGUUAGAGGAGCAAGCAACGUCUGUGGGUACACCGGAAUCAGCCGCUUCCAGCUCUGUUUCUGUUGAGGAAGUGAGGGAGGGAGGAGAGGAAGAGAAGGAAGGAGAUGGAGAGGAAGAGAGAAGGAAGGAGAUGGAGAGGAGAGAGAUGUGGAAGAGAAAGACGGAGGAGGGGAUGUGGAGGUGGCAAUAGUUGAGGGAGUUGGGAGUGAAGUAUGGGAGGCCGGAAAAGAUGAUGGAGUACAAGUAUUGGAAGCUGAAGAGAUGGGAGGCGGUGAGAUUGGUGAGAUUGGUGGGGUUGUGGAGGCGGAGGUUGUGGAAGUGGGGACUGAGCCAGUGGAACAAGAAUUGGAUGGGGAGGAAGGGGAAGAGGAGGGAGGGGGAGAGGGUAAGGAGAGAGAGGAUGGUGGGCCGAGAAGACCUAGGAGAAGAAAGCAGCCCUUCCGAGAUGAUGAUGAAAAAACCUCUGAGGAGAAAACCACACCCACUGACUCCACCCAUAAUGAAGAAGCCUCUCUGUCUGACUCCACCCAUCAACAAGAAGAGGCCACACCCACCCCCGACAACUCCACCCAUCAACAAGAGGAGACCACACCCACUGACUCCACCCAUCCGCAGCGGGACGAAUCAUUAGCCGACAGAGACACCAACUCUGCAGCUGAAGUGGAAAUAGCUGGAUCAGGACAGGACAACGAACCACAAUCAGGACACUCGUCGUUGCCCACGGAUACGGCUGAAGAUGGAACCCCGGUGAAAAAGCCGAGAGGUCGACGACAGAAGUUCAAGCAAGCAGCAGAAGCAGAGAGUUAAAAUUAUAUUCACUCACCAAAAUUUAUUCUUGUAGUGUGGUAUAAUUAUGUGGAGUUGUGUGUUGUACUUGCGUAAUACGCAUGCGCAGAGAAUGCGCGCGCCGCGCGCCAAGUAGUGGGUGGGGCUGUGGUGCGCUUCAAUUAGAGCGCACAAAGGAGGAAAAUGCAGGUUUUGACGGAAAACACCGCCGGCUUAAAGAGACACGUCCCUAGAGAAUGAUUCAGUUUAUUCUGUUGCUCUGCUGUGUUACUACGCUCCUAGGGUUCGUGUCAGUUGUAUGGCUGCUGAGCUGGUACCAAGCUGGCAGGUUGCUACUGACGAUUGGCGGGGAAAAGCAGGCGGCCCCUCCGCAGUGGUUCAGCACAGGGUGUCCACAGGCACGUACUCUGAUGUGUAAGCCACGCCCAUCAACAGAACCCGGGCACGUCCUGACUGGACGUGAAGUGAUAGACACACACCUAAGACAAGUAAAAUUUACAGUGUCAGUAAUCUGUAUACUCCUGUCUGUUUCAGUAAUCUUUCUGCAUACUCUUGUCUGUGUCAGUAAUCUUUCAGUAUACUUGGCCUAUAUCAGUAAUUUUGUGGGCGUCGUCGGACUGCAGGGUCUACAGUAUGGAAUGAGAGAUUUCGUUCAGUCCUGGUUCCAUGUCUGGGUGAGUCCCAACCCAGCCUUCCCCGGAGAAGUUCAAAGGGCUGUUGUCACCGUGGUGACAGAGCUAACAAGAAGAUGCAGUGAGGCAGAUUUGGCCACUCUGCUGAGUCAGACACUACUGGAGGAGAGUCUGACCCAUUUGUCUCGCUGCAAAGAAGCCUCCGGUGCUACCGGCUGUGCCGAUACCGAGACAGAGAGUUUGGGGAGUCGUGUUUUGGCUGGUCUUCCCAAUGACGAUCCUUGGACUGCGGUCUGUCUUCAGCCUGAGAUACAAAGAGCAUAUUUCCAAGGAGCCAGUGAACUACUGCUGUUUCUGAUUCUACCAGACGAUGAGUUCUCCAGCCCUCCCCUCCGCCUUCUCCUCAGGGACCUGAUGACUCAGCAAAUAUGGAUCCCGCUCUUGCAGGCUCUCUCCGCCCCCGACUUUAUCAACACAACACUCAUCUCAUUGUGCAAGGAGCAAUCUCUGAACAGUGAAUCGUUUCUCGCUGCGGUGAGGACGCCACACUCUCCCGCGGAGGUCGAGAGGUUACAAGAGUUUGUUGCCGUGGAGACAGAGAGGCUCAAAACACGCGGGGUGAGCGGGGCGGACCAGCAGCGUCUUGCCUCGCUGGACGUUGUCAUGACAACCAUCGUCAAGCAACUGCAAGGAGAGACGGAGGAAGGUGCGGAGGAGGUCGAGUCGUCUCUCCCACUGUCUCUCUCCGUCUCUUUACCUGAAUACAUGAUAGAGAGAGGUAACCAGGUGAAGUACACACUGAGCGUCCAAUGUCACCACUCUGGUCUGGACGUCACGGAAACAUGGUCAACUCGUCGACAGUUCUCCGAUUUUCACGACUUCCACAUGACGCUCAGGAACACCCUGGGUUCUCUCCCUCCCUCCCUCUCUCUCCCCUCUCGCCGAGCCAUCAAGAAACUAGACCGGGCAUUCCUGGACUCGAGGAGGCGUGGUCUCGAGAGCUACCUCCAGACCCUCGUCUCCGAGACGUUCCUCUCUCGUUACCCACAUGCCCUCCCACUCGUCUCCCUGUUCAUCUCUGACGAGACCUACAGACGAAGCAGCAACGAAAUAAACAGACAGGUGGACCGGUUGCUGCAUCCCUUCAGAAAAUCACCUCCUCUCUCUAAACUCACAAAUACUCUCAACAAGGUGACAUCAUCACCAAUGUUGCCACAGCGACAACGGCUAGCUUCCCCGGAUAGCGCAUCAUCAGAAGAGGAGGAGCAGGAACUUGACCUACUAUUAAAGCUGCUUGACGAACUCUUUGACCUCCGAGACCACGGCCAGUGGCUACGGAGACAGGUGGCACACAUUCUUAGCCAGUUGCUAGGCGACCGCGUCAGCCGGAAGGUGGCAGAGGGCGUGGCUUGGCUAACGAGCCCAGAUCAGGUGUCACAGAACUGCCGUGACCUAAUAAACACGAUAUGGCCUGGUGGAGUGAGACCUCACCAUGGCAACCGGGAGGGGGAGGAGCUAGGCGAGGAAGAGGAAGAGGAGGGAGGAGUGGAAAGGGUUAAGAUGCUGAGGUCCGUUCUCGUCAGGUCUAAAUUAAUAGGGACUGUCCCUGACGACCUGCGCAGACUGCUCGGCUCUCGAAGAACCACCCAGGGAAUGGCAAGACUGAGCCACCUGCUUCAGGACAAGGCCCUCAACAGCUGGCUGUGUCUUCGUCUCUUUGAGGCCAUCCUCCAGACCCUCUUCCCCUCCCACUCCCUCUCCCCCGCCCUCAGGUCGCUACGGCAACAGCUACACAACACCGGUGGUACAACAAGAUGGCUACCAUAACAACCAACCACACCCACUUAACGAGAAAAUAUUUUCCGAGCUAUUCAUGCAAACAACAGUGUUACUGUUUUUAUACCCCCAAUUUUGAGUGUUUUUAUGAGCAGAUGAGCAGAUUAAAAGUGAAACUCGCUAGCAAAAGCACAACUGCAAGCCAGACCCGUAGUGUCCUUUGUAGAUGGGUGUCCAGGGUAAUUUAUUAAUCACGAUUUAUAUUAAUUGUUUAGCAGACCUGACUUUGCAACGAAUACUGACCCAGAAAAAAUUAUGAAGUGGAAGAUAUUAUUAUGCACCAGCGAUAAUUAUAUAUAUGCACCAGCGAUAAUUAUAUAUAUUAUGCACUAGCGAUAUUAUGUUAUUAUUGACAGAGUAUAACAUACACACACAUGGGUUGAGACGGGCAAUGCGAUAAAACCACAGCAUGAGAGAAUGAAGGAGCGAGGAAGAGAGAGAGAGAGAGAGAUAAGAAAAUGAAGUGGAUGUACACGAGCCAAGCAGAGGGUGUCACAUGACAGUCAUGUGACAUGAGAUG